CUUGCCUCGAUACUUAAACCUGUUAUCGUCUACUUCCAGAAAGAUCAUAAGAUUUAUUCAUUAAUCGACGGUAACAAAAUGUUCAAGAAGGCAGUAGAAGCUAAGGCCCAGCAGAGGCUAUCGGGAGCCGACAAGAAGAAGCUGAAGCGCACUAUCCGAGACCGAUUCCCCAUGGCUUCCGAUACUGACAUCGAUGCCUUGCUUCCUCCCAAGGCUGAGAUUACUGUUUCCAAGUUUCAAAAUCGAGUCCAUGUGUAUGGUGUAGAAGGGGGCUACCCGCUAUUUUUCGAUGUUGAUGGCCGCGGCUCUGAAAUUUACCCCACUGUUUUUGCUCUCUGGAAGCUCCCUGAUCUUUUACCUUCUUUUAUGCUUAAGGGGGGCGAGGUUUCUCGGUUUGUCAUUGGAGGUGCAGAUCUGAUGUUCCCUGGCAUUAGUGUGCCUGCUGAAGGUCUAGAUUCAUUUUCAGCUGGGGAGCCAUGGGCGGUUAAAGUUCCUGGCAAUCCAGCGCCUAUUGCAGUUGGCUCCACCACAAUGAGUAGUGAUGAAGCAUUAAAAGCUGGUUUGCGUGGAAAGGCUUUACGGAUAAUGCACUAUUACCGUGACUUACUUUGGGAGUCAGUUGAGGGUCAUUAUGUUCCUAAUCCAGGUUUCUUGGAGGAUGUUGUAGUGGAGGAUCCUUCAUUUUUGACAUCAAAUCAACCUUCUGAUUUAUCUGAAGUUGCAACUCAUGAAUCCGAUGUGCCAGAAAGUUACAUUAACAAUGAAAAUACUGAGGAAUCCAUUGACGUAAAUGAUUCUACUUCUGAUACAUUUGCUGCUGCCGCAAAAAAUGAUUCUGAAAAAUCUGCAAAAGAAAUAACAACUGAUGACUUUGAUUUGAAGUCGGCUAAUGUUGCUGAUACAAAAUCAGAUAUUGACCUAUCGUCUCUCUCCAUUGAGGAUGUAGAUUCCCAUUUGGACAGAUGCCUUUUGCAGGCUUUGCAUACAACAGUGAAGGAUAAAGACCUUCCAAUUCCUGGAAGCGCACUAUGGUCAAACCAUGUGUUACCUUGUAGACCUUCAGGAAUCACAUUAGAUAUUAAGAAAUCAUCUCAUAAGAAGUUAUCGAAGUGGCUACAAGCCAAAUCGUCUACAGGACUGAUAGCAGUAAAAGAAGACAAGUACAAAAAAGAAGCUAUGUUAAUUUCUGUUAAUCGAGGUCACCCAGAGUACUUACAGUUCAAGCCAGAAAAGCGACCAGUGGAGAAAGUUGGUCAGGCUGGUGAUGCUGCCGCUAGUGAAAGCCCUUCACAGAAGGUGCUUGAAGUGGUAGAGGUCUACAAGUCAAGUGUGCACGUUAAUCCCAUUUUUGCUUCUGUUGAAGCUGACACUGGGAAACUGUACUUAGCUUCUGAAGCUACUGAUAUUGUCUUCAAGUACAUUGAGAAAGAAAAUCUGGUGAAGCAAACAAACAAAGCCGUUGUGGUACUAGAUGCAACUUUGUGUGAUGCAUUAUUUAAGGGAUCCAUCAAGAAAGGAUCAACAUAUCCUGCUGAGAUCCACAAGAAAGAUUUAGGUGCAAAAUUUAUAAGCCGGAUGCCGGCCCACCACAUUGUGACAAGAGGAAGUGAAUCUGUUGUACGGAAAGGUGCUUUGAAAACAGUUCAGAUAGUGACUGAACGAAGGCAAGGCAACAAAAAGGUGACAAAAGUUUCAGGUUUAGAAACUUUCCUUAUAGGUGCAGAAGCAUUGGCAUCAGAGUUGCAGAAGAAGUUUGCUUGCAGUACAACAGUGGCAGAAUUGCCAGGUAAGAAAGGGCUCGAGGUUCUUAUCCAAGGUGGUGUGAUUGAUGAUGUUGCAAGACAUCUGCUUGAACAGUAUGGAAUUCCGAAGAGAUACAUUGAAGUUCUUGAUAAAACCAGGAAAUAAGAAAGUGAUAAAUGGUUAUAUAUAUCCAUAUGUCGCAUUAUUUAUUUACGGGGAAUGAAAACUCGAAUUGAUUAGGAAGUUGGUAGUCUUUCCAGGUUGGCGAGUUGAUAUAACAGAUGGUAUAGUUAGCAGAGUUUUGGUGUCAAAAUCUCUCGGGAGGAUCACUGUGGCGCUUGAUGCAACUGCAAAGGGGCUUUGAUCAUAUUUUUGUGAUGAAAUACUUUCAAUUUAACAUUCUGCUUAGCUUAAGAACAGACAGUCUCUUAGGCCCUGUGUUACUAAAAUAAAAAUUUCAGUGGCUUGCAUCGUUUGCUAUUUGUACUCGACUCCGUCUCUUUUUGUUUUACAACAUCAACAUGAAUGAAUGUCAUUU
Messenger RNA from Hibiscus syriacus, 2281 nucleotides. RefSeq names its product eukaryotic translation initiation factor 2D-like. The transcript has 9 exons. NCBI's taxonomy places the organism in Eukaryota, Viridiplantae, Streptophyta, Magnoliopsida, Malvales, Malvaceae. Gene Ontology annotation, molecular function: translation initiation factor activity. Gene Ontology annotation, biological process: formation of translation preinitiation complex; translational initiation. The record is from RefSeq and is a predicted model, not a curated record. Bases 79 to 1908 code for a protein of 609 amino acids.